AUGGAAGAGCCACAGAGUUUGGAUUGUAACUCGAUUGUGAACUACAAACUAGACUUCGAUGUAUCACAACUUGACACGCAAAGCUUUCACGCAGAUAAGUCAGACUAUUCAAAGAUUCUCGAAGACGAAAUGAACAACAAUAAUGGUACUGAGAAAACUCCAUUUCAGGAUUUAACUUCGGAUUGGUUGAACGACUUUACUUCGGUUGGAAACGGCGAACGGUUUGGGUGCAUCGAUGUCGAUAUAAAUGAAAUGGUAAUUGGUGCAAGCGAAGGGUUCCCUGAUAAAACCGACAGCGAAGAUUUUGCUAACGGACUCAGCAUUUCGCAUUUGAACAACUGGAUAGUUGACACUCCGCUUGACAAAUUACUCGAGAAUCCUACUGGCUUCACCGGCAGGGAAGCAGCCGAUACGAAUAACGGUCAAAUUAUCGGCGAAGACUUCGUCCUUUCGAACCUUGACCACCUCAUGAAUGAGACUAAUAAAAUAAGCCCUAAAAGACGAAAAGCAACUGAGACUUUGACAAACAGUGACGAGAUAGAUAGUUUUAUGGAAGCAUUUGAUGAAACAGAACAAGAUAUUCUAGAUCGACCUGUCGAAUUAUUGAACUUCGGAAUGAGGAAGCCCACGCAGUCUGACUUAGUCGGAUUGGGAGGGGAACUGAAAAACAUGGAAUGUAUCCAACCAGAUCCAAAACUUAAAAGAACAAAACUGAGUGACACGAUGGGCGCUGCCGAAUUCAUUACCACGAAUUUGGCUUCCAGCAAAACGAGGAUGCAAUUGUCCAGCGAGGCAGGACGCGGUAGAAAUCGGAAUGCGAAAACAAGAAAUCGUCGAAGCGAAACACGAUUUCCAACAGACUUUGAGGAUUUGAGUCCAGUCUCGAGCCCCGAAGCCGAAGUACCAUCGUCACCUCCGAUCAAUACCAACGAAUAUAUCGCUGAUUAUGAGUUAAUGACUCUUGAUACAAAGGAACUUAAUAGACGGGUCAAAUAUCUACCCAAAACAGUCGUCCAGGAUAUCAAACAUCGAAGGAGAACUUUAAAAAAUCGUGGGUACGCUCGGUCGUGUCGUGAGAAGAAGAUUGACGAGACCAGCAGCUUACAGAAGAGCAAUACAGAUUUAGAAAACGAACUUGCCUGUAUAAGUUUGGAGUUGAAUGUUGUGAAGAUGCAAUGUAACGAAUGGAAGCGUAAAUAUGAACAAUUAGCUUCAGCCUGUGUAAAGCGGGUACGAGGCAUUAAGCAUUAA
Paramuricea clavata is the source of this 1251-nucleotide messenger RNA. Lineage: Eukaryota; Metazoa; Cnidaria; Anthozoa; Malacalcyonacea; Plexauridae. The record is from the annotation of a GenBank genome assembly.